CGGACUAUACAUUUUUCGCAUGAGUGUGGGGUGCAUAUGCAUAUCGGUGGUUGACUGUGAGUGUGAUCGCGCGUGUGUGUGGUUAACUAACUUUGUGCUCGAACAAACCAACUUUCAUCAUGGGGCUCUCAAGUGAAGGUGAUCAAGAGGUCAGGGCUUGUUUUCAAGAGGUUUGCUCCAGCCUAAACAUGGAUCGCCUCACAUCUGAUCAAGCUUUGAACACGUACGAGAACAUCAGCAUGAACUACACUCUUGAGGGUAACAUGCGACAUUGGAUAGCAUGUGCGCUCUACGUUGAGUGCAGGAAUGGGAAUGUGCCCACAGUAGCCCACACAUCACGCAUCGAAGGCAACUGUGUUUCCCUCACCAGGCUGCUCUCCAUAUGCAGAAUUAGCUUGCUAGAUUUCUUUACAAAGAUGAAAAAGUGGGCAGAUAUGGCUAAUUUGAAUGAGCGGAUGCGACAACGCAUUGAAACUAUAGAGAAGAGCUUCUGUGUCACCGCAAAAAUUUAUGAAAAAUACGUCCAGAUCUUCACCAGCGUAUUCAAGGAGCACCAAACCACUGCUCAGCGUCGUUCCAUCAAGGCUGUGAAACGGAGGGUUCACAGACCUGCUCAGUGCAGUUCAAAUGACAUGUUUCAUUUCAUCUGGACACUGUAUGUGUACAUCAAAGGUCGUUUCUCGGCCAUCUGCUGUGACCUUGUCAACUGCUACCACCUCUUGUUGUGUUGUAUCGACUAUGGCUAUUGCGCAGCCUUAGCUGCAAAGCGUACAGACCUCCUCGAUCCUAAAUUUUACGAAGCGCAGCAAGAUAAACUAAAAAAAGACAGUGACAAUCAGGAUGUUGGAAUCAUACGAGAGCUUGUGAAAAGCCAUGAUGGCAACUUUGAGGAUGCGUCCGUUCUCAAGGCCCACCACUUCAGGCAUCCUAUUCAGCAGCUCAUGGAAGAAAAGAUCCUGCACGGUGACUUGAAGACUCUGGCAUUGUGUCUUGAUCCAGUAGCCUUUGACACCAGCAUCAAAAAGCUCAACAAGACCUAUGAAGAGGGUGUCCUCAAGGAGGGUGAACUGGAUGAACGGAUCUUUCUUGAUGAAAAUGCACAGGACCGCAUAGGUACACCACGACACACCUUGGACUCUGUGCAGCGGGAGCUGCGAAUGUGCCAAGCUGACAUUGUAGUCAAGCUGGUGGAGGUUCCCCAGCUCCUGACACCCUUGACGGGCCGCAGCAAUUUGCACAAUCGUGAGGCCAUCAAUCGGAGCCCAGUGUCAACUGCUACUCAGUGUGCAAGCAAGUUGCAGGCCCUUUUGGCUGGCUGCAAGAAUGCACCAAGCAAGGAACUACAGGCUCUCUUCAGCACGCUUGAUCCUUCUCUGGAAGCCAGUGUCUUGGAGACUGUGAAGUCAAUGGGGGAUGCCUUCUGUACUGCGUACGCUCAGCCUGCAUCUGACCAGCGAGGUGGCAGUGCACACAUGGACUUUGCUCGAAAACGGCUGCAGUUAGGAGAAACCUUGUUCUACAAGGCACUGGAAAAUAUUGUCAACAUUGAAAUGAAGCAGAAAAGGCCAAAUACAGACCUUGCGGCACACCUAAGUCACAGCAUCUUUCAGCAGUCACUUUUUGCAUGCUGCCUCGAGAUCGUGAUGUUCUGUUACAACUCACAGCGAGAUUUCCCGUGGAUCUUGGAAGUCUUCAAUUUGAUGCCUUACAACUUCUACAAGAUCAUUGAGCCUUUAAUCCGUGCUGAAGAGGGCUUGUGGCGAGAAGUGGUGAAGCACCUUAAUCAUAUCGAGGAGCAAAUCCUGGAGUGUCUAUCUUGGAAAGAUGACUCACCUCUGUGGGAUGCUAUUGAGCAUUCUGAACAGCCUGUACCAAUGUGCAAAGAGGUAUUGCUUCAGCGGCAGAUCGAGACAUUUCAGGAGGUUGAUGGAAAUGAUAUUGGUGAACCACAUACUCCUGGUGCCCAUUUGCCACUGAAAGGUCUGAGAGGUGACCAGGAUGUUUCCCUGUCAAAUAGGAAGGACGUGCCACUUUCACCUGUGUCGGUGGCGGAGCGGUUCCAGUCUCCAGGCAGUGCAGUGCGUCGCAGGCUAUUUGCACCCAACAGCACAGGAGGUGGUGCUAGCGCCCCCUUACAGCAGAGCCCCCGGGUGGAGUCGGGUGCCACGGGCCAGACGCGCACCGUGUCCAUCACGGUGCAGCCUGUUCAAGCUGGCUGCACCACUAGGUAUGUUACUGUAGAUAGCAAGAGUGCUGCAGCACCAACGUCGGAUGGCACCAGGCCAAACAUUGUUACGGUGACAUCGGCACCUGAAAUCCCCAAAGAAAACAAGCCACUUCGUUCUGGUUCUCUGGCGCUUUUUUUCCGAAAGGUUUACCAUUUGGCAGGUGUGCGUUUUCAAGACCUCUGUGCAAGGCUGGGAAUCCUGCAGAAGGACAUACAGCUCAAAAUAUGGACAUGCUUUGAGCAUUCUAUUGUCUGCCACAUUGAUCUCAUGAGGGACCGACAUUUGGACCAGCUCAUUUUGUGUGCAGUUUAUGUCAUCACUAAAGUGACCCGGGUAGAGAAGAGCUUUCAAGAAAUUCUGCACUGUUACCGGCAACAGCCUCAGAACAAGAGCCAUGUGUAUCGCAGCGUACUGUUACGAAAGAAUCCAACACAUAGUGACAACAGCAGUCGCACAGGCUCUAACUCCAGUUCACCUGUUCCAGUGGACAAAGAUGAUGGAGAUAACAAACGGACUGAACAAUUGAGCUCCACACGGUCAUCCAGCACACUUCCCAUGAUGCUUCCCAACAGUCAGCCUCCAACUCCAACUCGCUUGGCCGGCACUGCAACGCAGUUUGAGUUUGAUGAACGGGGUGACAUCAUAAAGUUUUACAAUGAAAUAUACAGGAAAAGAAUGACGACAUUUGCCAUAAAAUUCUCUCCAGAUUCAAGCAAGAAUGAAAGUGUUGGCCUGACGCCAUUGCCUCGAGCGAAAUGUGUGGUCAACUCGCCACGGCGGCAGGUGUCACACAACAGAAAAGUUUUUGUAUCACCGCUCAAAGCUGGUUGCUAUCCUGUGUCGCCCAAGCACCAUACUUAUCACUUUAGCCAAAGUCCAGCCAAGGAUCUACGUGUCAUCAACCGUAUGGUUCAGAGCAGUGAGAAUGUGAGCAAGCGUAUCUUGCAUGAGGAUGAUAUUUCGGAGGAUGAGACCCCUGCGACAAAGCGAUGUUUCUUCAAGAAGAUUCAGACGGUCAUGAAGGAGCGCCAGGACAUCUGUGGUGGAGGCAGCAGCACAGACAACUGAAGGGAGGUGCUAAUGUAAAGAUGAAGCUAUCCACCCAUUACAUAUUUAAUAUGCCAUUUUCAUUUUCUGCUGGACUGACAUCCCUCAUCUGUGUUCUCGAUCACAGUUGCUAUCAUUUUCACAUUUGGGGGCUGUUCUGGUGCACGUGUAACUGCACUAACAGUGCGUGGCCCCGUAUAAGCAUUGCGCGAACAUGGCUGCACCAACUACAUGUGCCGGGGCAUGUAAGUGGAGUUAUCCUUAAGAUGAGAAGCUGAAAUGCAGAAUUGUUGGUCUUGUUGUGUGAGCAGAUUUCGUAUAUUUUUGCAUCUCAGUGGCUUUCCCAGGAGGAAACGUAGUAUAUUUGUGUCUAUAAUCAUUAAUUUUUUUUUCAUAGCAUUUCAGAAACAAAAGGUCCAUUUGCUUGAAAUUCUCCGGCACUAAGCACAUCAGAGUUAGUGUAGUGCAUCCGCAUUUAUCGCUUGUUGCCACACAAAAUGCCUCAUUGCACUACUGGUGCGAGUUCUUACUGCUCCUGUUUCUUGCGACUGAUAUUUCACAUUUGUCAUGUGAGCUUGUACUAUUGUUUAUUGUUGUCUUUUCUGGUCGAGCCUGUCAUAUUAUUUUAUGUUUUGAGUCUCCAGGAGACUGAGUCGUUGACCAGUAUAAGGAAGUGCUGUAAUAUUUUAUGCUCAUUUAGAGUUUAAAAACUUUAGUGUUUUAUUCUAAACUGGAACACUGUUUUCAGGACAUAUGGCUUAUUUACUUUAAUUUGCCAUUUAACAAUAGCUUAGACCCUGUGUUUGUUUUGUGCUCUAUCCUUGCAAGCAUGUCACCAUGUUUGUCCUGUCAUGUCAACAAAAAAAAAAAAUUUAUCCCAGUCUCAUAUACUGGCAUGUUUCUCCCAAAGCAGUCAUUCAUCUUCAAGUUGUGUGUUAGCAUGUAAUUUGCAAUCGCUUUGAGUGCACAGAUAACUGUAACAAACUAUUUUUAUUGCUCGGUAGCAUCAAAAUAAUUUCUUACUGCAGUUUGAAAUGUAUAUCUAUAGGUAUAUAAACGGCACAGGUUUUCGUGUAAUCAGACUGCAAAAAUUAAGUGUGGACAUGUUUUAGAAGAUGGGAAAAUCUGCAUGACUGGUCAUUUUAUGUUGCACAUUUAACAUAAGUCCUGUAUUCCACUUGUUCUGAUUGAGCAUUACAUGCCACUACAUUUUUUAAGCACAUAUAGUUGUGUAAAAAAAUAUAGUAGCCUGUGUUAUGCCUUUUUGCCUAUAUGUAAAUAUGUGUCCCAUAUACACUGCUGGUUCCUGUGUCCUUACUGUACAGUGCUGGAAAGCUCUCUUUCUUCUGUAGAAGCUUUUGUAUGUUUUUUUUUAAUAUUCAAUAGUUUUAUGGUAUUAGGUACUAAACUUUGCAUUCGGGAAAUCGCCGGAAAACUAUUCGUGUUCAAAGUUCAGCUUGCACUUGUGGUGUUGCAAGUUCAUGUCAUGCAUAAUUGGUCAGGUUCUGGUCUAGAAAACUGCUACAAUUGUGCUAUACAGUGAAACCUCGUUAAUACGUACCUGCCGGGAACGCGGCAUAACUACGCACUAAACGGUAGUACGCAUUAAACACCAAGUACAAAUUUGCAUCUCCUAGCGUACGCCAUCGCCGCCAGCAAAUAAAUAGAGUGCCACAGCAAAUAUUGCCUAAAGUACCCACCGCAAAGCCUUUUCUUUCUUUUUGCCAAUCUGGAGAAAAGAUCCUGGCACACUCGCACGACCGCCCGAUAACGCGUAGUGGCGACGCCGAAGAGCAUUUCGAAACUAUUGCAGGGUCCCUGAUACGCGGUCAACGCAGUGACCGACAUAGCGACAGAACGGACAGUAUGAUUUCCGCGGUAUAUGUGUGUGCGUCUAACCGCGAUCUGCCACUAAACGAAAACUGACGCAGUUCCAGUGAAACGCGGUACGGCCGCGUGGAGCCGAUCGUCUCACGGCUAGUUGCGUGCAGCGCGUCGCCUACUCGGCUCACGCCGUGGCCGCUUGCCGCACGCGCCCAUUUAUCGUGGGAAUGUUGUUCGUACCCACUUCGCUCCAGAUCGUGCACAGAUGCGGCGAGUAGCUUGUUCGGUUAACGCAGCGAUGACGAGCUUCAUGCAAGCGAUGCGCACUCCGCGAUUCUCUAGCGGUCCUGGCAGCGAACGGAGGCGCGUUGGGUGGUCGCCUAAUAAAAGCGUGCAGUACGGUUACAACCGCGCUACGCUUGCUGUAUCGUACACGUGCGUUUAGUGUGAUAGCGUCAAUGCAGCGAGGUUUCUCGGCGCCCACGACCCGCAACGCUAACUACGCAACAGCGGUGCACGCCUGAUGACGGCUUAGUAGCGUUUGCUGUCGGGCUAGUUCGUACAUGGCUGAAGUUCUUCGUCCCUGCCCGAGCAUUUGUGCCAUUAAUUCAACUUCAACCUUGAAGACGGCCGCGCACAACGAAGCGGCAGCGAUCGGCGGCCCAGCGCGUUCAGGUUGUCGCCUAAUAAAAGCGUGCAGUAGGCUUAAAAGUAGCGCUGCGCCGCACGCGUGCCCAAGCAGAUAGCUGAAGAUACUUAUUGUGAUAAGGUUGUCGGCGAUAAGUCAUGUCGGCGCGUUCGUCGGUGGCCGCCACCUCGCCUUCAUUCUUUCCCGAUGCUUAACCGCAAAGCCGUCGCCGCAAUCGCGCGGAAGUCGGAAUCGGGGAUCGACUGAUCUGCGCACUUCUCAAAAAGGACAAAGAGCGGCACAUUCUGGCGUCGGGAAGUUGAGCCGCACAGUAAAAUUUUAUGGCACAAAAAGUUAUCGCGGUACGCAGGGUACGCACUAACCGGUAGGCAUAGGGCGAACCACUACGGCUUAAGCGGUCAGCGAAUGCAUUGGGCUCUAUGGGACUCGGUCGGGGAUUUGUCGCAACUACGUUUUAACCGUUAGUACGUUUAAAGCGGGUACGUAUUAACGAGGUUUGACUGUAGUCAUUUACAACCUAAGAAAAAGUCUAAGCUCUGCCCACAGAACCGCGGCCUGCCUGCCCUUCACCUUUAAAAGACAGUCAUGCUAAGCAUGCUGCUUUCCACUUGAACCGUAAGCACUUUUCCCGGCUGAUGUAAAUACUACGCAUAUUAAGAGUGAAAGGUUCGUCAUUACUACCAAAAACAUUACGUUUGGCUGAGCAGCGAUGUCAGAAUCCCCGACAAAAUUUACCAGGGCGUUCAAGUUUCCGACCUAAAACCAGCGACGACACAGACAUGUGUCGUCGCUGGUUUGGGAAGUCAACUAUCUGAAACACUCGAGAAGUGCUUGAUGUCGCGAAAAUGGGUAAGCACUGUUGGACAAAGCAUUUAUGCAGAUUCUCUAUGGAAGGGACAGUGAUAGCUGUGGGCGGAGCUGACAUUUUUCCGUACGUUGUAGUCUACUGUAGUAUAUGGAAACUUGUUUAUCUGUAUUUUUGUGCCCCUUUUUGUGUUGUUGUUGCAGUUAAGCUUAUUUUCCCCUUUAAUCGCCAAAACUACAAUUCCAGAGCUUUAAUAUGUGGUUAAGAGUAGUCAUGAUUGAAAAUCACAAAACUGCCGUUCCACAGCCUGGUCAUGUGGCUCAGAGCGGUCAUGAUUGAAAUUACCAAAUCUACAAUUCCAUUGCUGGAUCGCUUGACUUCUAGCAGUCAUGAUUGAGAUUAACAAAUCUGCAUUUCCAUAGCCGGGUUGCACGUCUUGGAGCAGUCGUGACUGAAAAUUACUAAAACUAUUCUAGCCCCGAGGUGCUCUGUCUGGUUUUUACCUGUUGUUGCCUCUAUGAUCACGUCCCUAUGCAUAUAGCGAGUAUAAACAGUGAGGUGUUUCUUCUGUCUCAUGGACAAUUAAGAUUCUAAUGCUUACUUUGUACUUGUGUAUAGGUUUUUUUUUUUUUUUCCAUGUUGCCCAUCAUGUUGUGGUUCUUUGGUGCUGCUUGUCGAAUGAUAGAUGCACUCUAGCUUCAACUGUUGAUAGUCCUGUGUUGUGAUGGUAAAAGGAAGCCCCUAUUGACUUAAGAGCAAACAAAGCUGUUGUGACCUGCUGCUGCUGUGCCAUCAGAAGUGCCUGCAAUGCUUUUGAGGUGAUCCCAGGAUUAACCUUUUGUAUAAGUCUGAAAAAUAUGCCUUGUCAGAUGUGGUUGUCACUAGGAACAGGGCAUUUCUGCUACCUGUGGUCACAUUCCCACAACUCUUGCACUCUUCUUGGUUCUUUCAUCGUAAUUAGCCAAUGUUCAUCUGCAUUUCCCAGUGGGCUAGUUAUACCAGUUUAAAUGCAUAUAUAUGUAUGUUCAUAAGUAUAAAUAUAUAUAUACACACACACUUCCUUUUUUUUUCUCCUGGCUAUGGGCCACUAUUUGGCCAUGCCGGGUUUAGACUUGUAUCCCAUCUCUUUAGUCCUGUUGUGUCAUUAGACUGCUGAACAUUUUUGUUUCAUUAUCAUUGUUUGCUUGGAAAGUCGUAUGCAAAUGGUGAAAAUAAAGAGAAGUGUUGGAUUGUA
Messenger RNA from Rhipicephalus sanguineus (brown dog tick), 7787 nucleotides. RefSeq names its product retinoblastoma-like protein 1. The transcript has 25 exons. Gene Ontology annotation, biological process: cell differentiation; negative regulation of G1/S transition of mitotic cell cycle; regulation of transcription by RNA polymerase II. Gene Ontology annotation, molecular function: RNA polymerase II transcription regulatory region sequence-specific DNA binding. Bases 120 to 3296 code for a protein of 1058 amino acids. The record is from RefSeq and is a predicted model, not a curated record. NCBI's taxonomy places the organism in Eukaryota, Metazoa, Arthropoda, Arachnida, Ixodida, Ixodidae. Gene Ontology annotation, cellular component: transcription regulator complex; chromatin; nucleus.